CUUGAAUUUCGUUGAGAGCAUUGAUAGCAGGAGAGUGCGUAAGAGUCAGUUAUCAGGCCGUUGGGAUGAACUUGAAAGCCGAGUUUCUGAACGCGGGCAAUGAAUGAUACCGUUACCUAUGCUGGAUGCCUAUACAUCAGAUACUAGUAUGGCCAAAUCGAAUUACCUUGGAGAUAUUCACAUUUCACGUCCCUGUCAGAAGCGUAAAUUGUAUCAUUAGAGUAGAAAAAAAAGAAACACAGUCAUGUAUGUAUCUCAUCGGACUAGCCGCAUCUUGUCGGAUACUUCCACCCGACAAUUCGGUGCAACGCAAUCUAUAAACUUCCAAAAGAGGCAUUUCGUAUACAGCCAGCACCCACUAUUAGAAGAAUGUGUCGCCCAGAACGGCAAACGCUCGGCCAAGCUAGUGUUCACACAACGACAUCUUUCGGGCUUUUGCGAAGAGAAGAGUGAUGUUGACAAAUCCGAGGCCUUGCUUUCACGAGCCUGCACCGCAGCACCCGCAGCACCCGCAGAUUCGGUAAUACUACAUACGUCGACAGCUUCCUGGUCCCUUGAUGGAUGUAGAGAUAAGAUCAAGCAACCUGCAGCCCGUUUCGAAAUGGGGUGAUAGGCGGAAGUUGAUCGCAUCAGCGGAAGUUUUUUUCUUACAAGAGCCGGGGAAAAGAGAAGCUUGUUAGCUCAGCCUUGU
Trichoderma atroviride IMI 206040 is the source of this 691-nucleotide messenger RNA. The record is from RefSeq and is a predicted model, not a curated record. Lineage: Eukaryota; Fungi; Ascomycota; Sordariomycetes; Hypocreales; Hypocreaceae.